GGAGCAGAACUAGUUUUGGGGAGGAGAAGGUGGCAGCUUGCCUGGUGGAGAAUCACGCACAGUUCUCUGGCGCAAACGAAGGCCGUCCCAUUUACUCGGGAGUAACAUAAAGAGAAACCUGCAAGAGAUCUGGCAAGAUGGUUGCUCUGUCCUUGAAGAUCUGCAUUCGCCAGUGCAAUGUGGUCAAGACGAUGCAGUUUGAGCCCUCCACGGCUGUGUAUGACGCCUGCCGCGUUAUUCGUGAGCGAGUGCCAGAGGCUCAAACUGGACAAGCCUCUGACUAUGGGUUAUUCCUGUCCGAUGAAGAUCCACGGAAAGGCAUUUGGCUGGAAGCCGGGAGGACCCUCGAUUACUACAUGCUGCGGAAUGGGGAUAUCUUGGAAUACAAGAAGAAGCAAAGGCCGCAGAAGAUCCGGAUGCUGGACGGGUCGGUAAAGACGGUGAUGGUGGACGACUCUAAAACCGUGGGAGAAUUGCUGGUGACCAUUUGCAGCCGGAUAGGAAUAACCAACUACGAAGAAUACUCCUUAAUCCAGGAAAGCAACGAAGAAAAGAAAGAGGAGGGCACAGGGACCCUGAAGAAAGAUCGGACGCUGCUGCGAGAUGAAAAAAAAAUGGAGAAAUUAAAGGCAAAGCUGCACACGGAUGAUGACUUAAACUGGUUAGAUCACAGUCGAACGUUUCGGGAGCAAGGAGUGGACGAGAACGAGACGCUGCUGCUGAGACGCAAAUUCUUCUAUUCGGACCAGAAUGUGGACUCGAGAGACCCUGUUCAACUAAAUCUGCUUUAUGUUCAGGCUCGUGAUGAUAUUCUGAAUGGUUCCCAUCCGGUGUCGUUUGAGAAAGCGUGUGAAUUUGGAGGUUUCCAAGCGCAGAUCCAGUUUGGGCCUCAUGUUGAGCACAAGCACAAACCUGGAUUUUUAGACCUAAAAGAAUUCCUUCCGAAAGAAUACAUCAAGCAAAGAGGAGCUGAAAAGAGGAUAUUUCAGGAACACAAAAACUGCGGGGAGAUGACAGAAAUUGAAGCUAAAGUGAAAUACGUGAAGUUGGCUCGGUCUCUGAGGACGUACGGAGUGUCUUUUUUCCUUGUUAAGGAGAAAAUGAAGGGGAAGAACAAGCUGGUCCCUCGUCUGCUGGGCAUCACGAAGGAGUCAGUGAUGCGUGUGGAUGAAAAGACCAAGGAGGUCCUCCAGGAGUGGCCGCUGACCACUGUCAAGCGCUGGGCAGCCUCGCCAAAAAGCUUCACUCUGGAUUUUGGGGAGUAUCAAGAAAGUUACUACUCGGUGCAAACCACUGAAGGGGAGCAGAUCUCUCAACUAAUUGCAGGUUACAUUGAUAUCAUCCUCAAGAAGAAGCAAAGUAAGGACCGUUUUGGACUGGAAGGGGAUGAGGAAUCCACAAUGUUGGAAGAAUCUGUAUCGCCUAAAAAAUCGACAAUCUUGCAGCAGCAGUUCAACCGAACGGGGAAAGUAGAGCAUGGCUCUGUCGCCCUGCCAGCUGUCAUGCGUUCAGGCUCCACGGGGCCAGAGACCUUCAACGUUGGCAGCAUGCCUUCUCCGCAGCAGCAGGUGACCGUUGGCCAAAUGCACAGAGGGCACAUGCCUCCCUUGACCUCUGCCCAGCAGGCCCUGAUGGGAACCAUCAACACCAGCAUGCAUGCGGUUCAGCAGGCCCAGGCCGACCUGACCGAAGUGGACAGCCUCCCGCCGUUAGGAAACGACAUGGCUUCCAGAGUUUGGGUUCAGAACAAAGUGGAUGAAUCCAAACAUGAAAUACACUCUCAGGUUGAUGCCAUCACUGCAGGAACAGCUUCUGUUGUGAACCUUACAGCGGGUGACCCAGUUGACACGGACUACACUGCUGUGGGGUGUGCGAUCACCACCAUCUCUUCAAACCUCACUGAGAUGUCCAAAGGAGUCAAGCUUCUUGCUGCACUAAUGGAUGAUGACGUUGGAAGUGGGGAGGACCUAUUGAAAGCCGCCCGCACCCUUGCAGGAGCUGUGUCGGACUUGCUGAAGGCUGUGGAGCCAACGUCAGGAGAGCCCCGCCAGACGGUCUUGACAGCAGCCGGGAGCAUCGGGCAAGCCAGCGGCGAGCUUCUCAGACAGAUCGGAGAAAAUGAAACCGAUGAACGAUUCCAGGAUGUGUUGAUGAGUCUUGCCAAAGCAGUUGCCAAUGCCGCCGCCAUGUUGGUGCUGAAGGCCAAGAAUGUGGCCCAAGUGGCCGAAGACGCGGUUCUGCAGAACAGGGUGAUCGCUGCUGCCACGCAGUGUGCCCUCUCCACUUCUCAACUGGUGGCCUGUGCGAAGGUCGUGAGCCCUACCAUCAGCUCCCCUGUGUGUCAGGAGCAGCUGAUAGAGGCCGGGAAGCUGGUCGAUCGUUCUGUGGAGAACUGUGUCCGAGCCUGCCAGGCGGCCACAGACGACUCCGAGCUGCUCAAGCAAGUCAGCGCAGCCGCCAGCGUGGUGAGCCAGGCCUUGAACGAUCUCCUGCAGCACGUCCGCCAGUUCGCCAGCCGGGGGGAGCCCAUUGGGCGCUACGACCAGGCCACCGACACCAUCAUGUGUGUCACCGAGAGCAUCUUCAGUUCCAUGGGGGACGCUGUAGGUGAAAUGGUACGGCAGGCCAGGGUCCUCGCUCAAGCCACUUCGGAUCUCGUGAACGCCAUGAGGUCGGAUGCUGAGGCAGAGAUAGACAUGGAAAACUCCAAGAAACUUCUGGCAGCUGCGAAACUUCUGGCUGACUCAACAGCCCGGAUGGUUGAAGCUGCAAAGGGAGCUGCAGCAAACCCAGACAAUGAGGACCAGCAGCAGAGGCUUCGCGAAGCAGCUGAAGGUCUGCGAGUGGCCACCAAUGCAGCCGCUCAAAAUGCCAUCAAGAAGAAAAUCGUAAACAGAUUAGAGGUUGCUGCUAAGCAAGCAGCAGCAGCUGCAACUCAGACCAUUGCAGCCUCACAGAACGCAGCCAUUUCAAAUAAGAACACAGCAGCCCACCAGCAUCUUGUCCAGAGCUGUAAGAAUGUUGCAGAUCACAUUCCACAGCUUGUCCAGGGAGUGCGCGGAAGCCAGGCCCAGGCAGAGGACUUGAGUGCUCAACUUGCACUGAUAAACUCCAGCCAAAUCUUCCUCCAGCCGGGGAGCAAAAUGGUGGCCUCUGCUAAAGCAGCCGUGCCUACAGUGGGAGACCAGGCUGCGGCGAUGCAAUUGAGCCAGUGCGCCAAGAAUCUUGCCACCAGCCUUGCCGAGCUAAGGACUGCCUCCCAAAAGGCGCAUGAAGCCUGUGGACCCAUGGAAAUCGACUCUGCUUUAAACACUGUUCAAACUCUCAAAAAUGAGCUUCAGGAUGCAAAGAUGGCAGCCAUUGACGGGCAGUUGAAACCACUUCCAGGAGAAACGCUUGAAAAAUGUGCUCAGGACCUGGGAAGCACCUCCAAAGCAGUCGGUUCUUCAAUGGCCCAACUGCUGACUUGUGCAGCACAAGGCAAUGAACACUAUACAGGGGUUGCUGCCAGGGAGACGGCACAUGCCUUGAAGACUUUGGCUCAGGCGGCCCGAGGUGUUUCCGCAUCCACCAGUGACCCAGCAGCAGCCCACGCCAUGUUGGACUCGGCGCGGGAUGUCAUGGAAGGCUCAGCAAUGCUCAUCCAGGAAGCAAAGCAGGCUUUGGUGGCUCCUGGCGAUGCAGAAAGCCAACAGAGGCUGGCCCAGGUGGCCAAAGCUGUCUCCCAUUCUUUGAACAACUGUGUGAACUGCCUUCCUGGCCAAAAGGAUGUGGAUGUAGCGUUGAAGAGCAUUGGUGAAUCCAGCAAAAAAUUGCUUGUGGAAUCGCUGCCUCCCAGUUCAAAAUCAUUCCAAGAAGCACAGAGUGAACUCAACCAGGCCGCAGCUGACCUGAACCAGUCAGCGGGGGAGGUUGUCCAUGCCACGCGGGGCCAGAGCGGGGAGCUGGCAGCUGCUUCCGGAAAAUUCAGUGAAGACUUUGACGAGUUCCUGGAUGCUGGGAUUGAAAUGGCUGGGCAAGCUCAGACAAAGGAGGACCAAAUUCAAGUCAUUGGGAACCUCAAGAACAUCUCCAUGGCUUCCAGCAAGUUGCUUCUGGCUGCCAAGUCUCUCUCGGUGGAUCCCGGUGCUCCCAAUGCCAAGAACCUCUUGGCAGCGGCUGCAAGGGCUGUGACUGAGAGUAUAAAUCAGCUCAUCACUUUGUGUACUCAGCAAGCGCCGGGCCAAAAAGAGUGUGACAACGCUCUCCGGGAACUGGAGACGGUUAAAGAAAUGCUGGAAAACCCCAACGAACCUGUUAGCGACCUCUCUUAUUUUGACUGCAUUGAAGGUGUUAUGGAAAACUCCAAGGUUCUGGGAGAGGCGAUGGCUGGAAUUUCCCAGAAUGCCAAGACGGGGGACCUUCCAGUCUUUGGCGAGUGUGUUGGGGUGGCUUCCAAGGCCCUUUGUGGCCUCACUGAAGCAGCAGCUCAGGCCGCUUACCUGGUUGGCAUCUCGGAUCCCAACAGCCAGGCGGGUCAGCAGGGGCUUGUUGAUCCUAUCCAGUUUGCCAGGGCCAAUCAAGCUAUCCAAAUGGCAUGUCAGAACUUGGUGGACCCAGGAAGCAGCCCAUCCCAGGUCUUAUCAGCAGCUACCAUUGUGGCAAAGCACACUUCUGCGCUGUGUAAUGCCUGCCGCAUUGCUUCGUCCAAGACAGCCAAUCCUGUUGCAAAGAGGCACUUUGUCCAGUCGGCAAAGGAAGUGGCAAACAGCACUGCCAACCUGGUUAAGACCAUCAAGGCCUUGGAUGGUGACUUCUCAGAAGAUAACCGAAAUAAGUGCCGGAUUGCAACUGCUCCCUUGAUUGAAGCUGUGGAAAACCUAACAGCCUUUGCAUCAAACCCUGAGUUUGUCAGCAUCCCGGCCCAGAUCAGUACUGAGGGUUCUCGGGCACAGGAACCAAUCCUGACUUCUGCCCGGACUAUGCUAGAGAGCUCGUCCUCUUUAAUCAAAACUGCUCGCUCACUGGCAAUCAACCCCAAAGACCCUCCCACGUGGUCCAUUCUCGCUGGGCACUCACACACCGUGUCCGAGUCCAUUAAGAGCCUCAUCACGUCCAUCAGAGACAAAGCCCCGGGCCAGCGGGAGUGUGAUUACUCCAUAGAUGGGAUCAAUAGAUGCAUCAGGGACAUUGAGCAGGCCUCACUUGCAGCUGUCAGUCAGAACUUGGCCACGAGGGAUGACAUUUCUGUUGAGGCCUUGCAGGAGCAGCUGACGUCAGUCGUCCAGGAAAUUGGCCAUCUGAUUGACCCCAUUGCUACAGCCGCUCGAGGCGAAGCCGCUCAGCUGGGCCACAAGGUGACGCAGGUAGCCAGCUACUUUGAACCGCUGGUUCUUGCUGCUGUCGGUGUGGUAUCCAAGUUGAUGAACCACCAGCAACAAAUGACCUUAUUGGACCAGACCAAGACUCUAGCAGAAUCUGCCCUCCAGAUGCUCUAUGCAGCCAAAGAAGGGGGAGGAAACCCCAAGGCUUCACACACUCACGAUGCCAUCACAGAAGCUGCCCAGCUGAUGAAGGAAGCAGUGGAUGAUAUCAUGGUUACCUUGAAUGAAGCUGCCAGCGAAGUAGGGAUGGUGGGCAACAUGGUGGACUCCAUAGCUGAAGCCAUGAGCAAGCUGGACGAGGGCACACCACCAGAACCCAAUGGAACUUACGUUGACUAUCAGACCACUGUAGUCAAAUACUCCAAAGCCAUUGCAGUGACAGCCCAAGAAAUGAUGACGAAGGCGGUUACCAAUCCAGAGGAGCUGGGAGGACUCGCUUCGCAAAUGACCACAGACUACAGUCACUUGGCGUUCCAGGGACGGAUGGCAGCUGCUACAGCAGAACCGGAGGAGAUAGGCUUCCAGAUCAGAACGCGGGUUCAGGAACUUGGCCACAGCUGCAUCUUCCUGGUCCAGAAGGCUGGUGCUCUACAGAUAUGUCCCACAGAUAGCUACACCAAGAGGGAGCUGAUAGAGUGUGCUCGGGCGGUCAGCGAGAAGGUGUCCUUAGUUCUGUCAGCCCUGCAGGCAGGCAACAAAGGCACCCAGGCGUGCAUCACCGCUGCCAGCGCCGUCUCAGGCAUCAUCGCUGACCUGGACACCACCAUCAUGUUCGCCACGGCUGGAACGCUGAAUGCUGAGAACAACGAAUCAUUUGCAGACCACAGGGAAAAUAUUCUGAAGACAGCAAAAGCUCUGGUUGAAGACACAAAGCUGUUGGUAUCUGGGGCUGCCUCAAGCCAGGAGAAGCUUGCUCAAGCAGCACAGUCAUCCGCAAGCACCAUCACUCAACUAGCCGAGGUUGUGAAACUGGGAGCAGCCAGCCUGGGAUCAGGUGACCCAGAAACACAGGUUGUGCUGAUCAAUGCUAUUAAGGAUGUGGCAAAGGCCUUGUCUGACCUCAUAGGCGCAACCAAAGGAGCCGCCAGCAAGCCUGCAGAUGAUCCAUCCAUGUACCAGCUCAAGGGAGCAGCAAAGGUAAUGGUAACAAACGUCACAUCACUCCUGAAGACUGUGAAAGCCGUAGAAGAUGAAGCUACGCGAGGGACAAGAGCGCUUGAGGCUACGAUUGAGUACAUCAAGCAAGAACUCACGGUGUUUCAGUCAAAAGAUAUUCCUGAAAAGAACUCAUCACCUGAAGAAUCGAUCCGGAUGACGAAAGGCAUCACCAUGGCGACAGCCAAAGCCGUAGCAGCUGGGAACUCAUGCCGACAGGAGGACGUGAUUGCCACAGCCAACCUGAGCCGCAAAGCUGUAGCUGACAUGCUGAUAGCUUGCAAGCAAGCUUCGUACCACCACGACGUAAGCGAAGAUGUCCGGACAAGAGCUCUCCACUACGGAACAGAGUGCACCCUGGGAUACCUGGAGCUGCUGGAACAUGUUCUCAUGAUUCUCCAGAAGCCCACCCCAGAACUGAAGCAUCAGUUGGCUGCCUUGUCAAAGAGGGUUGCUAGUGCUGUCACAGAGCUCAUACAGUCAGCCGAAGCAAUGAAAGGCACCGAAUGGGUGGAUCCAGAGGACCCCACAGUCAUUGCCGAGACAGAGUUGCUGGGAGCUGCUGCAUCGAUUGAAGCUGCUGCAAAGAAGUUGGAGCAGCUAAAGCCAAGAGCCAAGCCUAAGCAGGCGGACGAGACCCUGGAUUUUGAAGAGCAGAUCCUUGAAGCAGCUAAAUCCAUUGCAGCCGCCACCAGCGCGCUUGUCAAGUCCGCGUCUGCAGCUCAGAGGGAGCUGGUUGCCCAGGGCAAGGUUGGAGCCAUCCCUGCCAAUGCAGCUGAUGAUGGACAGUGGUCUCAGGGACUUAUUUCCGCCGCCCGAAUGGUGGCAGCUGCUACCAGCAACCUCUGUGAAGCGGCCAAUGCUUCAGUCCAAGGCCACGCCAGCGAGGAGAAACUGAUCUCCUCUGCCAAGCAAGUGGCAGCGUCCACAGCACAGUUGCUGGUGGCUUGUAAAGUGAAAGCAGAUCAGGACUCGGAGGCUAUGAGGAGGCUGCAGGCUGCAGGGAAUGCUGUCAAACGUGCAUCGGAUAAUCUGGUCAGGGCAGCCCAGAAGGCAGCGUUUGGUAAGGCUGACGAUGACGAUGUCGUGGUGAAAACAAAGUUUGUGGGAGGAAUUGCACAGAUCAUCGCAGCGCAGGAGGAGAUGCUGAAGAAGGAGCGGGAGCUGGAAGAGGCGAGGAAGAAGCUAGCCCAGAUUCGCCAGCAGCAAUACAAAUUUCUCCCUACUGAACUGCGGGAAGAUGAAGGCUAACGUUUCCCUGGUGGUUUUGCUUGAAAGAAACCUGAACUGAAGGGGUAGAAGAUGAAGAAACUACCAGGCACUUCCUGAAAUAGGUUUUGGGGCAGGAGAGAAGCAGAGGGGGGGCUGUUGUUUCUCGACUCUUCAGCUACGGUGCGCUGGUCAACCGACUGAUGGUACAGUGUUAUGGUCUCCCCCCCCACACCCUUACUUGCUGUAUCUCAGGAGAGAGAGCCUCACUUUUUUACACAAGGGGUUAUAAAGUCAGUAUUAUAUCAUAAUCAGAAGUUUUGAUCUAUUUAUUAUCCUCUUUGACUAGCGUUAAGGACUUUGGUAUUAUAAUAUGUAGGAAGACGGUGUUUAGAAGUCCAUGAUUCAAAUAAGCUACCCAAAUGAAACUGCUGGUGGGUUUUCUUCUUUUUCUUCUUCCUCUUUCUUUCUUUCUUUCUUUCUUUUUCUUGUGCCCUCUUUCCUUCCAAGACUGAGGCAGCAGCCAUGUCCCAGAGAAACCAGACAUUUGAAUGUGUUGGCUUCGUGGAGGGAAAGUAUUUGUCCUCUCCAGUGUCAUAUAGGGCUGGUUCGCUCUAAAUGUCGGGGGAACUUUCUCGGUAACUGUUUGCACUAGAAGUAUCAAUACUGGCACAUUGCCACGCGUCACCCCAUUCUUUGUACAGUGGUUUUUUCCCCCUUUGGGGGGUGGAUUCAGGUUUCUAGCCCACAAGGAAUUAGAAUAGUUAUCCUUUUGGGGGGAAUAAAGUAACCCAAGAAAGACAAACCGGCGUGCAUUUUUUAAAAAGUGCAGAGUAGCAGGUUCAUGAAGGGAAAUGCCUUUUUGUUUAAGUAUACCUCUUGCUUACAUCAGCCUUUGCUAACCUGUGGCCCUCUGGAUGUUUGAGACUACAAUUCCCAUCAGCCCUGGCCAGUACCAGCCUGUUAAUACAAAACACAUCUCAAUCUUAAACUCAACAGCUUUUCUCUCUCAUUUUAGUGAAGAACUGGCUUAUAUUAUGAAUUUGUGCUUAAGCAUCGCUAGAUGUGAUCCAUGAGGUGUAAUAUCAGAGAGGAUGCUACCUAGCAGACCACUGCCCCACAUUGCCCCCAAGCAGCCAUAUAGGUUUUCUGGGAUUUCUGCUACCACCUGAGUUCAAAAAGGAGGAGUCCAUGAGGACCAGUGGCUUGUACUUCCAUUUAUCCUUUUUCUGUGGAAUCUCUCCUACCCACUGCCCCCUCCCCCAUACUUUUACAAAUGUUACAUUUUGCAGGGGGAAUCAAAAGCUGCUUUUAUCAACUGUGAAGAAAAAUAUCUGGAAAUUUAACGGCUGGCCAGUAAAACAGUAUUUUUCUGGGAGAUGAUCGUUGUGUUGCUAUCCAAGGAACAGCAUUCUAGAAAAAAUAAACUUAAGAAAAUGCUGUUUCAAAGGUAUUGCAAUGUUCUUCACCCGAUGCGGCAUAAAUCCUCAGACAAGAUACCAUUACAAUGUUAUGUUUCUCAUACAAACAGACUUUGCCACAUAACUGAAAAUGGGGAAACUAAACUGGAGGUUGUGAAUCAUCAUAAUUAUCUAUCAUGCUCAGACUGCGGCAAAAAUCUUCAGAACAAGCCUCCCAGUCUACUGGCUGGAAAAUAAUUUCCUUCCCAAGUCCUCCUGAAUGCCAUGAAAUUAGCUCACCUGCUCCAAAUUGCACCAACCAGGCUUCCUGGCUUAGUUACACUUUUUGCAGAAAUAAUGCUCUCCGAACGCAGUUGAAAUCUUGUGCAAGCCUUGGGCGCCAGGUGUGAUAUGCAAAGCUCCAGCGGAGGCCUUGCCUGCCUGUGGUGGGAUGCAGGCUGGGCCUGAAGACAUGGGGGUUGUGUUGCCUGGUUCACAGAAAGCUCUGGAAAGAAAUGGUAGAGCUGCCUGGGGACAGGAUUAUUUCAGGUGGGAAGUUGUGGGUAGGUGUCAGCCCCAUGAAGACUGUCGCUGACUAAGCAGGAAGAAAGCUAAAUGGGAGCUCUUCUUCCCCACCCUAAAAAAUGGCUUUCCAAAUCCAGAGAAGUGAGUGGUGGUUUUCUUUUUAUUUUUUCCUUAAUAUAGACUGUUCCUCCAAAUGCAGCCUUAUUAGCUACAGCCCAUCAGAGCAUCUUUAUCAUCUUAUCACUCUCUUGGAAAUGGGUGCAUCAUGUUUCAUUUAUUGUUCCCCGAGGGCUGAACAAAUGACUGUGGGACAAGCAGGAAAUUGAUUUGUUGGUGGUGUAAUGCAAAAGAGGGCCUAAUGUUUACCUUCCAAAUCCACAGUCUACUUCAGGCCUUGACAGGAUUCUAGUUGCCAACAACUUGCUGUAAGGCUAGGCUAUAAUUUAUGGUACAAAUUUAGCCUCUCCUUAGGAAAUGUCAUUGUGCCAGCAGUUGUUUUUUUAAAGACUUUGUCUCGUCUCUGAUGCUGAAGCAUUUUAAGGUCUGCAGAAUCCUUGGCAAAUAUAGAAAACUUUAGCAAAGUUUGGGGUACUGGCAGAAUUGGACCCCUUUUUGAGGGAGGUCCCACUGUCAGUCUCUGAAGGCUUUGUACAGGGCAAUGUAUUCUAAAACGUUAUUGAAAGUCUGCAACAGAUUGAGUGCAUUUCAUAAUUCGUUCUGUGAGAUUAAUUCCUUUCCAUAAUUUAUUCCAUUUCUCCAAAUCAUGGAGGAGGGUCCAAGAACUCUGUGGAACAUCAUUGUUACACUCCCAGUCACUGAGAAGCUUAUUCAGCUGCCCUCGCCUCCUCUGCAGCUUCUGAUGUUUCAGCAAACAUGGUCCAUACACUCCCAAUAAUAUUUUCUCAGGGCUGGAAACUUGCUUUUCUUAACAAUUGAAAGCUGAGGCUCUCAGAAUGCUGUUCAUUUGCCGCAGCGUGUUUAAAAUUUGAGGUGCAACCAUUCAAAAUGCAAUGUUUGGAGUGGGGGGAGUUGUUUUGACUUCAGCUUGCAGAAAUCAUGUUUAUGAAAGUGAGCAGAACCAGCACGAGUCAUUUUGGGCCUGUGGGAAGAAAACACCCAUUUCCCUCCAUGCAGGCAGGGCAAAGAAUCAGGCAGGUCGCCUGCACAAGCCCCACUGAAAUGAAGGGGAGACUUCAGAAAGGCUUGCGCAGGAGGAGAGCAUCUGUGUUGCUGUGCACAGAGGACCCUUUUGGGUCUCUGCCUCCAGCCCCCAAAUGCCUUGGACCAAGCAUAAAGCAAAGAGGUGGCCUUGACAUCAAGAGUUUUAACAUCCUUGGAUUUUAUCACCUGCAAUGGUAACAAGAAAGCGAAGCAGACUUGGAAAAUGUUCCACUAAAGAAGGGUGGUGCCCAUUUUCAUCCCAUCACCUGAUCUCCUAGCAUGGCUCUUCUUGGGCAAUUAAAUCCCCCCCCCAAAAAGUGCUCUAAGAAUCUCUAAAGAGAAUUGUGACGUGGCAAACGCCUGUUUUGCAACUGAGCAUCUUUCCAUGAGGAACCGCCUUUGCCUUUAAUGUCUCCCCAAGUCCUCCCCUGCCUCCAGUAAAUGCCCCAAAUCCAAGCCUCCCCCCUGCUCCCUUUGGAAGAGUGUUAAAUUUCUCAUUUGCAAACAAUUGGGAUUCAGGACUUGCUUGUCAGCCUUGUUUCUGUUCUUCAACAAAACCACUAUUGACAUUGCCAAACUCUGAAUGUUGGUGUGAGCACCGAAGAACUUCUGAAUGAUUCAGACACUUGUGUGGUGACAGAGACGAUGUGCUCCUGUUUGCAAGGUCGCCUGUGCAAGGAAAAGUACGAGAGGAGCGCACACUCCGUCUUGAUGUUACACUGUAUGUACACUAUUUAUCUGGCCCACAAAACUGUUUUGUAUUUACCAUAAAUAAAACUUUUGAUGGCA
Messenger RNA from Podarcis muralis (Common wall lizard), 11602 nucleotides. NCBI's taxonomy places the organism in Eukaryota, Metazoa, Chordata, Lepidosauria, Squamata, Lacertidae. The record is from RefSeq and is a predicted model, not a curated record.